UUGAUUUUUCUCUGCUCACAUGACUAUCACAUGGACCCAGCCGGCCCCACAUGUUCUGUGGUGGAACAGAGGUCCUGUGCAUGUAGUAAAUGCAACCCUUUAUGGCAUUCUAGAACUGAGCUAGCAUCAUCAUUGCAAGAUGUCGAAGAGAACAUAUCCAUCUCAGCCAAACUAUGCUCAACCCUCAUUGGCCCCUGGUCAAGGCUCUCAAAUGACACCAGGAUAUGGCCAUCAGCCCCAUACAGAUAGUCGACCAGUGAAUACUGGUUCAGUUGGUGGAGUCAUGACUGGAAUGCAGCAAAUGACAGUUCGGCCACCAGGAACUGCCCCAGUGUCACAAGUACAGUAUCCUUUACCUCAUGCUCCCUCAGGCAAUUUUUCUACACCCGGACAGCCUGUUGGCAACUAUCCGAUAAACAGUAGGCCCCCUGCCCCUGGACAACCUGUAGUUACUGCACCCACAUACCAAGGGCCUACACCUCAGAUGAAUGCAACCAAUCCAGCUAUAUCUCAACCCCCUCCUAAACCUGGUCAACCAUACCAUCCAACAACUAAUACGAGACAACCACUUGUGCAAGGACCACCACCGACGGGAAUGCAACCACUUACUGGAACUGGAAUACCUCCUACUGGACCGAGACAACCAUCGAAUAUGAUGAGAGGACCAUCACCUGGUGCAGGAAUAUCAUCAUCUGGAAGAAUGAGUACACCUUCAACUGGAAUGGGACAACCUAUUUCUCAACCUAUCUCAGUAGGGACUGCAUCUCACAUGGGAUCUCGGACUUCAUCGACUGUGACUGGAAUUCCUACUGGAAUGGGAUUACCUACAGGCAACAAUACAGGAGCACCUUCGUUUGUUAGCAUGGCAACGCCACUUUCUGCAAUGACUGCAAUGAGACCUCCACCACCCACUGGAAUCGCAUCACUUUCCGAAAUGAGGCCACCACCGGGACCACCCCCUACUGGAAUGAGACAACCUAUGGGACUGCCUAUGGGACAUCCACCUACUGGAAUGGGACAACCUAUGGGACCACCGCCUACUAGAAUGGGACAACCUAUGGGACCACCCCCUACUGGAAUGGGACCGCCUAUGGGACCACCCCCUACUGGAAUGGGACAACCUAUGGGACCACCACCCACUGGAAUGGGACCGCCUAUGGGACCACCCCCUACUGGAAUGGGACAACCUAUGGGACCACCACCCACUGGAAUGGGACCGCCUAUGGGACCACCACCCACUGGAAUGGGACCGCCUAUGGGACCACCCCCUACUGGAAUGGGACAACCUAUGGGACCACCACCCACUGGAAUGGGACCGCCUAUGGGACCACCCCCUACUGGAAUGGGACAACCUAUGGGACCACCCCCUACUGGAAUGGGACAACCUAUGGGACCACCCCCUACUGGAAUGAGACAACCUAUGGGACCACCACCCACUGGAAUGGGACCGCCUGUAGGUACUGGGCCCCCAAUGGCUGGUCAACUAGCUGGUCCUCCGGGCUACCCUCCCCCUCCUGAACAAGCUGACAUGAUGUCUGGGGCACACCUGGGUCUGAGAUCUGGAAUUCGACCACAGCCGGGAAUGGCCGCCAGCCCUGGUGCACCUGGACCUACAACUGCUGCCCUGAAUGACCCAAACCUUCAGCCUGUGAACAUCAUUGAGACUAGAGACAUCCUUCCUGCCACUCCAAUCACAGCACCCCCUACGGUGCUGCCAGGCAACCUGUCUCGGUAUAUCCCCAAGGAGAAUGUGUUCUGCUCCACAAUGAGUGCAGUGCCUGCUACCAGUAGUAUGCUCAACAAGCUCAAACUGCCUCUGGCCAUUCACAUCCACCCGUUCAAAGACAUGCCCAACAACGAGUGCCCAGUAUUGCACCCCAACGUCAUAGUGCGUUGUCGAAUGUGUCGGACCUACAUUAACCCUUUUGCCACCUUCGUGGACUCCCGACACUGGCGUUGCAAUCUCUGCUUCAGGCCCAACACAUUGCCUGAAGACUUUGACUACAACCCUCACACGGGAAAACAUGGCGACCGGACGCACCGCCUCGAGCUAAAAAGGUCAUCAGUCGAGUACAUCGCACCAUCAGAGUAUAUGGUUCGGCCUCCUCAACCAUCUGUUUACUUCUUUGUGAUUGAUGUCACCUACAACACCAUUGAGAAAGGUGUGCUUGGUGUUGUGUGUCGCACUCUUCUGGACAACCUGGAUCGCCUGCCGGGGGAUGCCAGGACCCAAGUAGGAAUCAUGACAUUUGACAAUACUCUGCACUUUUACAACCUCAAGUCAUCUCUCUCUCAACCUCAAAUGCUCGUUGUGUCAGAUGUUGAUGAUAUAUUCCUGCCCUCUCCCGACUCUUUGCUGGUCAGUUUGAAGGAGUCUAAAGAGCUUAUUCGGACUCUCUUGGAGGACCUUCCUCGGAUGUUUGCCGGCAACAAGAAUGCCCAGUGUGCACUGGGCCCAGCAUUGCAGGCUGCCACUAAGCUACUGCAUCCCAUUGGUGGUCGAGUGACGGUGAUAGUAUCCAAUCUUCCCAAUAUUGGACCUGGCUCUCUUAAGUAUCGAGACGUGGCACCUAGCUCUAUGAAAAUGAAUACAUUGAACAUGUCUCCUGGAUCAGACUUCUACAAGAAGCUGGCUCUAGAGUGCUCCUCUCAGCAGAUUGCGGUGGACCUCUUUAGUUUCUCAAGCCUGUUCACUGACCUACCCACCAUAUCCUGUAUCUCCAAGUUCUCCUCCGGUCAGGUCUUCUACUACCCUGAUUUUCACCACUCUAAACCAGUAGUACGGCAGAGGUUUGAAAAAGACUUCAGACGUUACCUGACUAGAAAGAUUGGAUACGAAGCAGUGAUGCGAAUACGAUGCACAGACGGUUUAAGCCUUCACACGUUCCAUGGCAACUUCUUUGUUCGGUCGACUGACUUGCUCUCUCUGCCCAAUGUAAAUCCUGACCAUGGCUACACUAUCAACAUAGCCAUUGACGAGAGCCUCAAGGACAUGAGCACCGUCUGUUUCCAGGCAGCACUGCUCUACACGUCCAGCAGGGGUGAGAGAAGAAUCCGAGUGCACACUCUCUGCCUGCCAGUGGCUACUCAACUGCCUCAAGUGUAUGCUGGACUAAACGUUAAAGCCAUCACUGGAACUCUGGCUAACAUGGCUGUUGAUCGAUCCUCUAGUGCUACACUCGGAGAUGCCAGAGACGCUAUAAUGAAUGUGGCUGUUGAUGCCACCAAAGUGUAUCGCUCCAACUGUUGCAGCUCAAUGCAGUCUUCUCAGUUUGUUUUGCCUGCGUCCAUUAGAUUGCUGCCUUUGUUCACUCUAGCGCUCAUCAAAAAUACUGCCUUUACAUUGAGUCAGAAAAGCUCAUACGAUUCCAGAACUCAAGCAAUGAAUCUCAUCAAAACUCUACCACUCGACUACCUCUCGUGCACUAUAUAUCCCAGACUGUAUGCCCUUCAUACUCUGUCUGAGCAGGACGUCAAAUCUAGCGAGGAUGGCAAGCAGCUUAUAGCUCCUCCAAUUUUAAAGCUGUCUGCAGAGAAAGUGACCAGAUACGGGAUGUUCCUUAUGGACUAUGGCAUGGGUAUCUACAUUUGGGUGUGCAAAGAAUGUCCUGUCGAAGUCAUUCAAGCGGUUUUGGGAGUACCACACUAUGGAGCCAUUCCAGAAUCCAUCAUUGAGCUACCCACUGAAGAGAAUGAAUUUUCUGAACUAGUGAGGAAGUUUGUUCGUCAGAUCCGUGUCUCAAGACAGCAUUUCAUGCCUCUACAAAUCAUCAGGGAGGAUGGACCUCAUCGCCUGGCGUUCAUAGGCAAGCUGAUAGAAGACCGCACAGAGUUUGGUACAGCGUACUUUGAACUGUUGCAACAUUUAAAGAGCCAGCUUGGCAAGUAGGGACCCUGUUCUAGUCAUUAAAUUGUGUGUACCUAUUAUUUAUAGAAAACAGUACCAGCAUUUUAUUUUGUGAUUAUUGUAUAAUUAUUAAACAAUUGAUACAA
Molecule: messenger RNA, 3993 nt
Organism: Halichondria panicea
Lineage: Eukaryota; Metazoa; Porifera; Demospongiae; Suberitida; Halichondriidae
Product: protein transport protein Sec24A-like
Exons: 24
Coding region: 140-3889 (1249 amino acids)
Biological process (GO): COPII-coated vesicle cargo loading; endoplasmic reticulum to Golgi vesicle-mediated transport; intracellular protein transport
Cellular component (GO): endoplasmic reticulum exit site; COPII vesicle coat
Molecular function (GO): SNARE binding; zinc ion binding
Source: RefSeq, a predicted model, not a curated record